Molecule: messenger RNA, 1791 nt
Organism: Fusarium fujikuroi IMI 58289
Lineage: Eukaryota; Fungi; Ascomycota; Sordariomycetes; Hypocreales; Nectriaceae
Exons: 1
Coding region: 1-1791 (596 amino acids)
Source: RefSeq, a predicted model, not a curated record
AUGUCCUCAGAAGGCACGUCACAAGCUGCCGCGACCGAUUCCGCCUCCGGCCCCGGUCCUGAUGCCGGUCCUCGACAGUCGCGGAUUUCCGAUCCACCCUCCGAUUCCGAACCCCCGGACUCGGGCCGGCAACCGACACAAGUAACGCGAUCGCCUUCUGCCAAUACUUCUCGCCAUCGCGAUGUCGCCCCCCGCGAUUUCGUCCGGCUCUUCCAGUGUCAGAUCUGCUCACUUCCCCUAGAUGAGCCCAUCAGCCUCCCCUGCGGUAAAAGCCUGUGCCGGCGCUGUUUACCAGGUACACACAUGCGCGCCAACAUAACAUAUCCCGCUGCUCCAGAAAGACUCCGUGGCUUUAAAUGUCCCUUUGAGGACUGCAGUAAGGAACAUGCUGUUGGCGACUGCGCUAUUGAUGUUGUGCUCAACAAGACGGCGCAACACGUGAGGGAAGAAAUCGAGCGAUUCAUGAAUGAGUCUUCAACCACCGAACUGGCGACCAAGGUCAUGUGGCCUGACCCUUGGGCUGCUGCAGGCGUUUCUUCCAUGAGGGACGACGAUGAAGCAUACGCAAAGGUGAUACCCGGCGGAAAGGUUAUCGCCACUUAUCGCCUAGCCGAGGAGGGUGACCUGUCUUAUGAGGCCGAUAUAUACUACGACGAAAUUACAUCGGCGACGCCAUCACCACCUCCUGAUGCUGAUGAUACAGGGCUCGUUCGAAAAGCGCAAGACGCCACUCGCGCUGAAAUGGACUGUCAGGUCUGCUAUGCACUCUUCUACGAUCCUCUUACAACCUCUUGCGGGCACACGUUCUGUCGGUCAUGCUUACAUCGCAUACUUGACCACUCACGGUAUUGCCCGAUAUGUCGUCGCCCACUGGCUAUCAGCCCCCUAUUAAGUCAAACUUCAUCGCCUUCCAAUCAGACUAUCAAGCGCAUCAUCGAAACAUUCUGGCUGGAGGAAGUCAACGCUCGAAAGGAAGCACUGGAUGCUGAGAGGGUGGCUCAGAUGCAGGAUUAUGACCUCGCACUCUUUGUAUGCACACUGUCGUUCCCCCAAAUGCCGACAUUUCUACACAUCUUUGAGCCGAGAUAUAGACUCAUGAUCCGGAGAGCACUGGAAGGUGACCAUACUUUCGGUAUGGUUAUCCCUAAACGGCCCCAACACCCUGGUGAUGCCAACUUUCAUCAGCUAGGCACGCUUCUCCGCAUUGUCAAUGUCCAGUUCUUCCCAGAUGGUCGGAGUCUCAUUGAGACUGUGGGCUUGUCGCGCUUCCGCGUUCUCGAACACAGUUACCUCGACGGAUACAUUGUCGGCAAGACUGAAAGGAUAGACGAUGUUAGUCUCGAGGAUGAAGAAGCUGCUGAGGCUGCUGAGGCUGCUGAAGCAACACCGAUAGAGACUGAGGAUCAACAACAACCCAUUCAGGCUAUGGAUACUGUCCAGGAACCCACUGAACCAACACCGACAUCUCCACUACCGCGGUCUGAUUCUUCCAGUCCGCGCAUGCCAACUUCAAUCACCGAGAUCGACUCAAUGUCUACGCAGAAUCUUAUGCACUACGCAUCAUCUUUCGUCACACGAAUGCGUCAACAGAGUGUUCCCUGGUUGACAGAACGCAUGUUGACUAUAUACGGCGAGUGUCCAGAAGACCCUGCCAUCUUUCCGUGGUGGUUUGCCAGUAUGUUGCCGGUCAAAGAUAUUGAGAAAUAUCGACUCCUGGGCACAUCCAGCGUACGUGAGCGACUCAAGAUAUGCUGCACGUGGAUUGUGGAAUGGGAGACAUCCAGAUGGUAA